Phyllopteryx taeniolatus (common seadragon) is the source of this 2076-nucleotide messenger RNA. RefSeq names its product integrator complex subunit 14 (gene ints14). Gene Ontology annotation, cellular component: integrator complex. Lineage: Eukaryota; Metazoa; Chordata; Actinopteri; Syngnathiformes; Syngnathidae. Gene Ontology annotation, biological process: snRNA 3'-end processing. Bases 331 to 1866 code for a protein of 511 amino acids. The transcript has 11 exons. The record is from RefSeq and is a predicted model, not a curated record.
GUUCCCCACUCGGACUGGAAAUGGAGUGCGCGUGUCAACACAAAAAAACAUCCGAUGGUUCCUAAGGAGCGGGCGCGAGCUUCGGCUUAGCAUUUAGCAACUUAGACGACAGCUCAACACGAAGCGUCCAAUUUAGUUCAUAUCCUACUUGAUGGAUUGUUUACUCACAAUAUUCCCAUUUAAUGACUCCUAGUUCUCACAAUGUAUAAUUAGCCUUUUAAAAAGAUGAACGCUCCCGUUAGACCGGUGCUAGCGUCUACGUAGCUAACUUUGCGUUACGUCUCUACUCGCGUUAUUUUCCCCCAUUCCUCCACAAUAUAGCAAUAAAUCAUGCCUACUGUGGUGUUAAUGGACGCGUCCCUGUCCAUGACUAGGCCGCUGUCGCAGGACACUAAUGAGGAGUUCCAGAGGAAGAACUUAGCCGUUCACGGGCUCAAUAUGUUAUUCGAGCACAUGGCCUCCAACUACCGCUUGGAGUUCACCGCACUCAUGGCCUUCUCGUCCCUCUGGGAACUGUUGGUACCGUUCACCAGGGAUUAUAACGCUUUACAGGACGCCCUCAGCAACCUAGAAGACUAUGACAAGACGUGCGUGGAAUCUGCUCUGAAUGGGGUCAGCAGCGUGGUGCAGCAAGAGUGGGGAAGUGCUUGUCCCUGUCAGGUGGUGCUGGUGACUGACGGAUCACUCGGUAUUGGGAAAGGCUCUCUGCGUCAUUCCCUGCAAACAUUGAGGCACCGAGGGGACGAGAAGAAGUUCCCUCUGCCUUUCCCUUUCCCUACCAAAAUGUUCAUCAUGUGCGUCGCCACUACAGAGGAGUUACAGAUUACAGGUGCUUUGGAUAAAUGGGAGGAACUUCUUUGUCUCAGUGGAGGUGACGGACAGGUCUUCACUGUUGAGGGCCCACUGUGCAUGCAGGGCGUGCAGGCCAUGUUUGGGAGAUUAAUUGACAGGGCCUACUGUCCGUUCCAUGCUGUCCUGCAUUGUGGGAACUUGUCCGCAGACGUUCAGGUGUUCCCUCGACCAGAGCCUGUUGUGGUGGAUGAGGAGGUGGAACCAUUAGCUCGAACUGUCAACCCAGAUCUGGAAAUCAUGGGCUUCAUUGAAAUCGCUGACAUCUCCAGUCCUCCUGUCAUAUCCAGACACUUGGUCCUGCCUAUUGCUGUCAACAAAGAGGACGACGUUGGCACGGGUGCCGCAGAUGAGCUGGAGGAGGAAGUGUCUGCCAGUCAAAUGGCAGGGAAAAGUCCUAAUUUCUGUGUGCUCUUACAUGGCAGCCUGAAAGUGGAGGGCAUGGUGGCGCUUGUCCAGUUGGGGCCCGAGUGGUUCGGCAUGCUGUACUCCCAAGCGGACAGCAAGAAGAAAUCCAAUCUGAUGAUGUCACUAUUUGAACCCAGUACUGAGCCUCUGCCUUGGCUGGGAAAGAUCUCCCAUUUGGGACCAAUCUCAGAGGCGGCAGAAAAUCCCUACGGAGAGGAUGACAGUAAAAGUCCUUUUCCUGUGCAGCCGCCCGUCAAACGAAGCUAUGCGCAGAAUGUCACAGUGUGGAUUAAAGCCAGUGGACUACAGACCGAUGUGCAAAAGAUUCUGAGGAAUGCCAGAAAACUGCCUGAUAAAACACAGACCUUCUAUAAGGAGCUGAACCGCCUUCGGAAGGCCGCCUUGGCUUUUGGGUUUUGGGACCUCCUCAAGGGUGUGGCAGAGCUGCUGGAACGGGAGUGCACGAUGCUGCCCGACUCGGCUCACCCCGACGCCGCUUUCCAGCUCUCUCACGCAGCCCAGCAGCUCAAGCUGGCCAGCACCGGAGACUCCCAGUACGCUGCAUUUGAGCAGAACAUUGUUCCCAUGCACACAGACUUCUCAAGCUGAUCAUGCAUGACUUUGUGGAAAAAUUCACUUAGAUAUGGACGACUGCGUGGACCAAUAGUGAAAGCACCUGCUGUGUGAUUUUUCAAUACCUUGUCCCUCACAGGGACUGCUCCAAGAACCUUGUAUGUGGAACAACUAUGGCAAACUUUGCUCUUUGGGGCGGGGGGGGGCGUUUUUAUACUUUGUAUUAGUAAAGUUUGUGUCAAAUUA